CGCGCUCGCGUCAAUCCCGCUGCGCAACUUCUGUAGGCUGGCAGACUUCCUUCAAUAUUAUUUCUGGGGGAGCAGGGUAAAAGUACUAAAAAAUGUUGCCGAUCCACAACACCGGGACGGACUGAAUGGAGGCAACGCUGUCAGCGAGCGGAGAUCAUCAAUCCGUCUACAGCGCACCGCGACACACACCGAGCGGCUUGUUGACUUCUCCGUAAACGUCCAGCCCUCGGCCUCCCCAUGCCUCCAUCUCCUCUUGACGACAGAAUUGUGGUGGCGCUGCCAAGGCCGAUCCGACCUCAGGAACUCCAAUUGCGCCUGGACACCAGCUACCUGGACUCCAUUGCCACCAGCAGCAGCAACAAGACAGUCAUCAGCACCACCGUGGUGAAGAUCCGGGCGACGGCCAAUCUUGUAACGUAUAUGCCCUCAUCCAAGGGCUCCACGCGCUCGUUGUCGUGUGGAUGCAGCAGUGCUAGCUGCUGCUCAGUGACUACCUAUGAGAAGGACAGCCAGAGCCUCAACCACAGCCAGGUGAGCGCCAGCAGCCCCGACCUCAGCUAUGCCGGGCCCCCGACCCCAAUGGUCAGCAACCACGAAGCAUUGAGCGCCCCCAGCCUCACCCCGGGCACCCCGAAGGCCCUGUCCACCGUGAGGCUCAUUCAUCCCAAUGAGCUGGCCAAACGGAUGACCUGCUGCCCCAUGGGACACCCUGUAGGGCCCGUGCCGGUCAUCAUCGACUGCCGGCCCUUCAUGGAGUACAACAAGAGCCACAUCCGGGGAGCCGUGCACAUCAACUGCUCCGACAAGAUCAGCCGGCGGCGGCUGCAGCAGGGCAAGAUCACUGUGCUGGACCUCAUCUCCUGCCGCGAGGGCAAGGACUCUUAUAAGGGCAUCUUCUCCAAAGAGAUUGUGGUUUACGAUGAAAGCACCAUGGACCCCAACCGGCUGACGUUCUCCCAGCCACUGCAUGUGGUUCUGGAGUCACUGAGGAGGGAGGGCAAGGACCCCAUCAUCCUUAAAGGAGGCCUUAGCUGCUUCAGGCAGGGCCACGAGGACCUGUGCGAGCACUCGCUGCACCUUCACGAGGGCUUGGACACUGGUGCUGCUGCUGGCCUGACGGGGCCGCUACCUCACUCCCUGCCCUCCACCCCGGACAUAGAGAACGCAGAGCUGACACCAAUCCUGCCCUUCCUCUACCUGGGGAACGAGCACGACGCUCAGGACAUCCACCUGCUGCAGCGCUUCAACAUCGGCUACAUCUUGAACGUGACCACCCACCUGCCGCUCUACCACUAUGACACGGGCCUCUUCAUCUACAAGCGCCUGCCCGCCACAGACAGCAACAAGCAGAACCUGCGGCAGUACUUCGAGGAGGCGUUUGAAUUCAUUGAGGAAGCACAUCAAGCAGGUAUGGGCCUUCUGAUCCACUGCCAGGCAGGCGUGUCUCGUUCAGCCACCAUCGUGAUCGCCUACCUGAUGAAGCACACCUGGAUGACCAUGACAGACGCCUACAAGUUUGUCAAAACCAGGAGGCCCAUCAUCUCCCCAAACCUCAACUUCAUGGGCCAGCUGUUGGAGUUUGAGGAGGACCUUAACAACGGAAUAACGCCACGAAUCCUGACGCCAAAGCUGAUUGGUGUGGAAACCGUUGUCUAAAAACGGACCCGCUCGACUCAUUCGACUCUCACUGUUUUUUAAAGAGAGACCGGCUGCUCUGUGAGCCGGUUUGGAGUGUGGGGGGGCCGCUGUAUUCUUCUUGAAUCUCCUCACGCUCAUCUUGGACUCUCUGGAGUGCCAAAGCUCUGGGUCAGUGGUGAUGAGAAAUGCCAAAAAUCCCUACUGUUUGGACGUGGCUGCAGUCCCGGAGGAGAAGACGAGCUAGAGAUAGAGAUAGAGAGGGGAAGCGGUCAGUGGGAAGCUUUCCAUUUGUGACCCCAGAGGAGCAAACAUGGAGGAAAAGGAAAUCGGUUUGGAAAAGAUAUUCUAUGUGCUUAGGGGCAAUUACUGACAAGAGAAACAAUUAAAGCUCACACUGUGGCACACAGUUUCUGUUUGCAGACUCAGGCGGGGUUGGCCAUGGCAGUGCCUGUCAAAAAAAAAAAAAAAAGAUAAAAAAAAGUAAAAAAAACGAUGAAGACUUGUUUGGUGUGUUAAUGUUGUUGUUCUAUUUUUAUACAGGGGUUUAUGGGGGUGACCAUGACGAGCCCACAGCGGCUUACUGUGCAAUAAUUUCAGAGUGGAAUGCAACUGAGACCUUGAUCUUAUGUGUAUAUAUCGGUAAUGAUUACAUUUCCAGCUCUUUGCUGAAAUACCAUUUUGAUGUUUAUGUAAUUACUGUCGUUCAGUUCUUUAUGUUUAUGGUGCGUACAGUUAUGCUGUAAUAUUUGGCGCAGACAAGAGAAGAAAAAAAAGAAGGGGGUUUAUUUUUGAGCGCAGCUUGUGGGUUUAUGUCCGUCAUCAGAACCACAAAUUCAUAAUUCGUGUGUUUGCUUCUUCGUUUUUGCCAUUCCUGCAUCCACAUAUGCAUAUAUUUUUAGCAAUAUAUAUAAAUAUAUAUAUAUUACCAGACAGCCAUAAGAGCUUUUUUUAUGCAUGGCUGCUGGCAGAGGAAAGAACACUUUGAAAUAAUCAGAGACUAUUGUAAAACAGGGCUACUGGUGAUGUUUAAUGUAACAGAACGGAGGAAUUUCACUGCCUGCUUCUGUCGUCUCCUCUGUUCUCUUUGCUCCCGUUCAUCCAUGUUGAAACCGACUCCACUAAGUCCCCUACGUAGCUUCAUUUGUUUAUGUCAACGCCCUGCAUUUUGAGCGUGUCCAUUGUAAGGUAGCAGAGUUGAGGUACAGACUUCAAACAUUCACUUCCUCCCGCGCGGUCACAGUGCAGUGUGACGGCAGUGGUACAGUAGAGCAGUGUGACCCUUUGUCUGAUCUUUUGCAACUCCCCUGUUGCUGACACUAAGCUACAGUUAAGUGAGCUCUUCUGCCUUGCAUAGGCGAGCGCUGCUUUCACGUGCUGUUCUAGUGCCUCUAUCAAUGCCUUAAUUCAUGUGUCACCACUGAGCCUGCGCACGGUAACACCAUCACGUGCAGACGGAUGCAGAACACACCGAGGUCGAAUUUUUUGACACCCAGACUAAAGCAUCCUGCUCCUUCUUGGUCUCUGUGUACCCUACAGAUUUAUUCCUGAUAUUCCUGAUUAAUAUGCAGAAUUGGAGAAAAUGACAUUGAAAGCCUUGAGGUGAAAAUGUUCAUUAUGUAACCCUGAUCUCGUGGUGGCACUUGAAGGUGAGUCUGAACACCACCGUGAAUUGUAAAUCAACUCUGCACUAAACAGUAGUGUGGUUAAAAAAAGUAUAUGCACGCACACAAGUUUACCCUCAUCCUGUUGCACCUGAAUAUAUUCACCUUUGACUCAUACAACAACAACUACAUGUAGAUAGACAUACCGAGAACAGCUAAAAAAUAAAGUACUUAACUUAGUAGUGCUGCUUUGCCUUCAUUCUGAUCCAAACUGCAGAUUUUAGUAUUGCUGCUGAACAGAAUCAAAAUUUUGCAUUUGAGCCUCAACAGUUUUUACAAAUUUGAUUGUCCUCUUAUAGCACCCAGGUGGAUGCAUGUGUUUUCAACCACCGGUACAAAGAUAAAUACCUUGUUUUUUUGAGAAGACUGUGCACAUGACCAUUUAAAAAGUGAGCAUUUAAAGGUACAGUGUGUAGGAUUUAGUGGCAUCUAGUGGUGAGGAUUAGAGAUUGCAACCAGUUAAAACUUCUCCUGGUUAGAAUUCCUUCGGUGUUGAUUGUUCAAGAGGUUUUUACUGGGAGCAGAAUUACCCACAGAGGUCUCUUCCUUGCCAAAACAAAUGGACCAGGUGAUUUUAACUGCUAAAAACACUUCAUAAAGCAGUUUCACGUUAAAAAUCUGUUUGGCUUAUCAUGAAGGAGCUGCUAACUAUGGCGGCUGACGCAAAAAUGCGAAUGGCUCUAUCUAGAACCAGUGUUUAGUUUGUCAGUUCAGGGCUACUGUAGAAACAUGGCGGACUCCGUGGAAGAGGACCAGCUUCAUAUGUAGAUAUAAACGGCUCAUUCUAAGGUAACUAAAACACAGUGAUUAUUAUUUUUAGGUGAUUUUACACUAAAGAAAGGAUACUUAUUACGUUUUAUUCCCUGUCUGCCAAUUUAUUACCGUAAAUCCUACACACUGGACCUUUAAACACAGCAAAAAUAUUGAUCUAAAUUAUGAAUAAUCAGAAAAUAUAGCCUUGUUUAAGUCUAAAAACCACAAAUCUGUGAUCUAACUAGUUUUGAUUUCAUGAACCCCAAGGGCUGUCAGAGUUUCACACAUAAAAGAGCAUGUAGUACUUCAACUGAAGUUUAAAGAUUCAGAUUCAGACCAAAAAAAAACCAAGCAGCUACGAGUUUGGUCCCAUAUUUUCCAAGCUGACGUGAAGCAGCUUCCUCACAAACGAUGGUUUCUGUUCUUGUUUCUGUUCAGCUCUCCAUUGUUUGCAUGAAAACAAAGAAGCACAGGGCUAACAAUAUCACUGUCAAAGCACCCCCACCCAAAAAUAUAUAUAUAUAUAUAUUUUGCAAUACACCCUCUGUGAACCAUUGUAUCUUCAAAAGUACAUCUGAACCCAAACAGCUGGAGAGUGAUCACAUGUCUGUCAGCGAGAUGAAGGAGAAUGCAAGACGUUUUCAUAGAUUACAAACACACAGUGCACUCAGUAAGGCUUUACGGCACCAAACAUUCACAACAAUAAGCUUCAAAAAUCCCUCAUGUGAAAAUUCAUGCUAUGCAAACGAAGUUGUAACAGGUUGUUUGGUUACGCUACGAUCAUGGAACUGUUGUGUGAGGUCUCUGCGGACAUUUCGAGCAUGAAUAAGAGUUUGUAGCCUCAGAUUGAAGUGAGUUUUUUUCUACGUGUGAAGAAGUUUAAAAAAAAAGUUUGUGUUGCGACGUCUCACUUUGUAUUUCUGUUGCUGUUGUCAUUGGUGUCUACUGGUGCUCCACAAUAUAUUUGAAUAUGAUAAAAGAAAAAAGGUAUAUCCAUUUACCACACGUUUGUAGCUUGUGCAUUUAUAUUCAGUGAUUACCAUUUGCAAAAAAAGAGUGCUUACCAUCUGAGCCAAUGUUAUAUAAGAAUAAUGAACCUUUUCGUCCCACCUGCCGGUUCCUACAACCGCAGCGGCACAUGGCUUUUGUAUGUAAUGAUCUAUUUGACUGAACAAUGUAACCGUCGUACUGUACAUUAAUCUCUGGUUGGAAAACGAAGCAUGCUGUGUGCUCCUGGUCUGUGAGGGACACUUGCAGACAUUAUGGUGCUGUCUGUCUUUCCCACACUGCUCUUUCUGUAGAGGUCAUAGCCUAAUUGACAGCUCCAAGAGGCAUCUGGGUCUGUUCCCUUUUCUUUGGAAACACGGUUCUGUAUUAGAACAAUAUCAAGCUGUCAUAUUUGAUGUGCACUCUUUAUGACUAGACUUGUUUAAGAGUCUCUGCUUUGGGCUCAGAGGCUCCGGUGGAAACGGGCUUCGCUCUACAAGUCUCUGUAUCUUUCUUUGUGUCUGUAGUCAACGGUCAAGUAUAUACAGUAUAUAAAUAUAUAUAUAUAUAUAUAUCUAUUUUCUUUGUAUGCAUAUAUUCAUUACUAUUUUUGCACUGACCUACGGACAGAUGGAUUUAUUUUUUUCCACAAAGGGUGCUAUUAUAACGGAGGCCUUCUCCCACACCUUUUUGCAUGACUUGCUCAAGAUUCCUCAACUGGUCUGUCAUCUCUCCUACUCUUCUCCUACUACUCCUUGAACUGUUGCAAUUGAAGCACUGUAAUUUUGUAAUCCCUACUUGUGAGCUUUGAAAUAAACAGGGAGGCUUCAAGUUUG
Messenger RNA from Epinephelus lanceolatus (giant grouper), 5875 nucleotides. RefSeq names its product dual specificity phosphatase 10 (gene dusp10). Gene Ontology annotation, molecular function: protein tyrosine/threonine phosphatase activity; MAP kinase tyrosine/serine/threonine phosphatase activity; MAP kinase tyrosine phosphatase activity. Lineage: Eukaryota; Metazoa; Chordata; Actinopteri; Perciformes; Serranidae. Gene Ontology annotation, biological process: peptidyl-tyrosine dephosphorylation; negative regulation of JUN kinase activity. Gene Ontology annotation, cellular component: cytosol; cytoplasm. The record is from RefSeq and is a predicted model, not a curated record.